CGUUGGGUCGAGUUAGACGUGAGGCAGAGUGCUGCGCUCGGUGCUCCGACACCCUCCUUCCGCUGGCUAAGCCGCGACUCCCCGGUUUACGCUCCUGGGAAUUCUCGAGAGAUGUGAAUGGAUUUAUCGUCAAUCGCCGAGGAGUGAUAAGGACUGUCUGCGAGAUUCUUCUUGCGAGAAACCUUCGCAAAUAUUCUGGAAGUUUUUGGGUUUGGUUUUUGUUAUUUCAAUAAAGCGGUGAUUUGGUAAAAUGUAGAAAAAAAUUGGUACAAAGAUAAUAGAAAAAACAACAUCAAAAAAGUGUUUGGAAAGGAAAACAACAGUUUGGCAUAAUAUAUCCUAGUGCUAUUUUGACCAACAAACGCAAUUAGAACGUGCUAGAUGAUAUUUGAAACGAAUAACAGCGAAGUAGCCACUACAAUGUAGGCAAGUGAACAGGCCGGUGUAGUGAGAUAUAUCCACUUCUCUCCAGAAACCUCCGCAACCACAGACUUCCCCUAAACCCCACUUAGUGCAUGAAGCAGUGAAACCACACCGUGUCACCACUUACCUACGUGACACAUCCAACCCCACCAAGAUGUUGACCAGGUCACCCCCACGACCUCUGGGUUUGGUGACCCUACUUGGCCUCGCUCUGCUGACCUGGCCGGCCCAGCAUGUCCACGCUAAAGCUCUCUCGUUCGACUCGAAGAAAUUGGAGUCCUCGUCGCAGCUGUGGUGGAACCCGAGGGAGGUGCUGUCGCCGAGCUACGAGGACACGCCCCAGAACGUCACUGCCCUCGUCGGCGACUCCGCUUUCCUGCCGUGCACCGUGUCGCAUCUCGGAGACAGAUCCGUGACGUGGAUGCGGCAGCGGGACCUCCACAUCCUGACGGCGGGGGUCUACACCUACUCUGCAGACGAGCGAUUCAGGGUCCUCCACCCCGAGAACUCCGACGACUGGACGCUCCACAUCAAGUACACGACCUUCAGGGACAGCGGCGUGUACGAGUGCCAGGUGAACUCUGACCCCAAGAUAAGCCGCGCGGUCACACUCACUGUCAAAGAGAAUCAGCUGGACGAUCCUGGAACUUUUGGGAUUCCAACAACAGAUAAUAUGCCCCUGGCGACGAUCGAGGGCCCGACGGAGCGACACAUCCAGCAGGGCAGCAUCCUGGCCAUCACCUGCAUCGUGCACCACAUGCCCCACUCGGCGCCCGCCCACAUCCUCUGGUUCCACGGCCCGCAGAACAUCGACUACGACUCCCCCAGGGGCGGCGUCUCCAUCCAGACGGAGAAGGCGGCCCGCAAGACAGUGAGCAAACUCAUGUUGUCGACGGUGACCUUGGAUGACACCGGCGAGUACAGCUGCGCCCCGUCUGACCUGCAGCCAGCUGUGGUCAACGUCCACGUGCAGACUGGUGAGGAGACUGUGGGCCAGAUCCAGCAGCCGGUGAAGCAGGGGCCGGGCCUGAGUGGAGCAGCCGUCACCGCCUCCGUCAGCAGCGCUCUCCUGGCCAUGCUCUUGGUCGCCCUCGCCUGCGUCAAGUGCCGGGUGUUUGCCUGAUUCACGUCCUCCUUUAGACACUUUCUUUCGGCCGUCAUGAAGAGAGGGAGAUGAUAAAUCAGCGGAGAAAAGGAGGAGAGGAAGAGGAUGACUAGAGGGUGAUGAGAUGGAUGGACUCGGAAAGGGCGUGGCGGCGUGGGUGACGAAGGGAGGAAAAUGAAGGAAGGAAAAAUGAGAAAGGAAAAGGAAAGAGAAGUGGAGGAAGGACGGCUAGGGCUGACGGCGAACAGGGAAGUGGGAUGAGACGAUAAUGAUGAUGGUGAAUGACGCGGAGUGACGAGACAGGAGAGGAGGAAGAAGAUUGUGAAUGAUAGACGAAAAGGAAUAAGUCAAAAGAAAAGAAAAAAACGACGAAGAGAAAGGAAUCUUUGGAUGCUCAGGGUCUAUUUUUUCAUUCAUUUUUUUCUAGCUGUGAAGAAAGUAUAGUAGCUUUUUUGCGAAGAAAAAAUACAGUACUUUAGAAAUCGGAAGAGGAUGCUUCUCUUAAACGAUACCUUUUUUCUUUGUUUUUGGACUCCAGCAUUGUUCUUUCUUUCGAAGUGCGUGGAUGAAAGUCGUCCCAAAAAUAGCAAAGGAAAUUCCUAGCCUGCAACACGACCUUGAAACAGGUUGCCAGCGAGUGAAUAUCGGGGGCGUCCAGAUGUCGAAAACUGCGGAGUUUUUGUUUCAUCUUAAAAUCGCAACAAAUGUUGGUUUGUUUUUAUUAAGAUGAUAGGGACUUUUACAUUGUAAGACACUAAUGUAAUGGCAUUUCAGUGGAAUUUUAUAAAAUAUAUAUAUUUCUAUAUGUAUAUGAAUCUGUAAAUAAUUACAUUUAUGUAUAC
This is a messenger RNA of Penaeus vannamei (Pacific white shrimp), 2370 nucleotides long. The record is from RefSeq and is a predicted model, not a curated record. Lineage: Eukaryota; Metazoa; Arthropoda; Malacostraca; Decapoda; Penaeidae.